Messenger RNA from Williopsis jadinii, 504 nucleotides. It is a transcript of the gene CDC31, whose product is annotated as centrin. The transcript has 2 exons. The record is from RefSeq and is a predicted model, not a curated record. Gene Ontology annotation, cellular component: microtubule organizing center. NCBI's taxonomy places the organism in Eukaryota, Fungi, Ascomycota, Saccharomycetes, Phaffomycetales, Wickerhamomycetaceae. The coding region runs from base 1 to 504 and encodes 167 amino acids. Gene Ontology annotation, molecular function: calcium ion binding; microtubule binding. Gene Ontology annotation, biological process: spindle pole body duplication.
AUGUCAUUGCCUUUACCUCGCCGUCAGAUAUCAUCAACACGUGCACCUUCGCAGCUGAAGAAGGAGUUGCUUGAAGAGCAGAAACAGGAGAUCCGCGAAGCCUUCAACUUGUUUGAUAUGAACAACGAUGGAUAUCUCGAUUACCACGAAUUGAAGGUUGCCAUUAGAGCCUUGGGGUUUGAAAUGAGCAAACAAGAAGUAUUAGAACUGAUUAGAGAGUAUGACCGAGACGACAGAGGUCAAAUGCACUACGAAGACUUCUUCGCAAUCAUGGGCGAGAAAGUUCUUAAUAGGGACCCAUUAGAUGAAAUCCGUCGUGCCUUUAGACUAUUUGAUGAUGAUAACACUGGUAAGAUAAGUCUACGCAAUCUACGGAGAGUAGCAAAGGAGUUGGGCGAGAAUCUAACUGAUGAAGAGUUGAGAGCAAUGAUUGAUGAAUUUGACUUGGACAAUGAUGGGGAAAUCAAUGAGGAGGAAUUCAUUGCUAUAUGCACUGAUAAUUGA